Messenger RNA from Wallemia mellicola CBS 633.66, 1600 nucleotides. RefSeq lists its product as hypothetical. The record is from RefSeq and is a predicted model, not a curated record. NCBI's taxonomy places the organism in Eukaryota, Fungi, Basidiomycota, Wallemiomycetes, Wallemiales, Wallemiaceae. The transcript is spliced from 2 exons. Gene Ontology annotation, molecular function: NAD binding; oxidoreductase activity, acting on the CH-OH group of donors, NAD or NADP as acceptor. Bases 8 to 1447 code for a protein of 479 amino acids.
CAACGAAAUGACAAACUUUAUCCCAAUCCCUACACCACGCUCAAGCAGUCCACAUGACGCUGUCAGAGCCAGUGAAGUUGAUAUCGCUUCUUCUGCAUCACCAAAAGCAUUAGUCAAUAGAAACAUCUUAGCUGCUGCUUUGGAGCAAUUCAAGCCAAAGUCCGACCAGCCAUUCAAAACUGAGCAGCUCCGUAUUCUUCUCUUAGAGAACGUCAGCCAAGGUGCAGCUACACAGCUCCGUGAAGCUGGAUUCCACGUAGACCACUUCGCAAAAGCUUGGUCCGAGGAGGAACUUCUCGCCGGUAUCGGACAAUAUCACGCAAUCGGUAUUCGUUCAAAGACAAAACUCACUAGCAAAGUCAUUAAAGCAGCUUCAAAGUUGCUAGUAAUCGGUUGCUUCUGUAUUGGUACCAACCAGGUUGAUCUCUCCGCAGCUGCCAACUCUGGUAUUUGCGUCUUCAACUCACCAUAUGCAAACUCACGCUCAGUCGCUGAAUUGGUCAUUUCAGAAGUUAUCGCACUCUCCAGACAGUACGUAGAUAGAUCAAAUGAACUCAAGCAAGGUACUUGGAACAAGGUCAGCUCUGGCUGUUGGGAAAUCAGAGGUAAAAUUUUGGGUAUCGUUGGUUACGGCCACAUUGGUAGCCAAUUGUCUGUCUUAGCAGAAGCAAUGGGUAUGAGCGUUUUGUACUACGAUGUUCUCCCAAUUAUGCCUCUUGGUCAAGCCAGACAAGUCGACACUUUGGAACAACUCCUCUCAUCAUCUGACUUCGUCACUUUACACGUCCCAGAGUUGCCAGAAACUAAGAACAUGAUCGGAGCAAAGGAGCUCAGCCAGAUGCGUAAGGGUGCUUACCUUCUCAACAACGCUAGAGGUUCCGUCGUUGAUUUGGGUGCAUUGGCAGACGCACUCACUUCUAAACAUCUCGCCGGUGCAGCCGUAGAUGUUUUCCCAGCAGAACCAAAAGGAAACGGUGCAAACUUGUUCACAGCUGAAUUAGGUCCAUUUGCUGAGAAAUUACGUCAAUGUCCAAACCUCAUUCUUACACCACACAUUGGUGGUUCAACUGAAGAGGCUCAACGUAUGAUCGGUAUUGAAGUUGGUACCUCUCUCUUCAAGUACUUGAGCUACGGUACAUCUAUCAACGCUGUACAAUUCCCAGAAGUUGACUUGAGAAUACCUGCUAAGCCAAAGGAAGGUGAAAACCGUCAAGCAAGAAUCCUUCACGUACACAAAGAUGAACCAGGUGUAUUGAAGGAAAUUAACGCUAUCUUGUCAGAUGAAAAUACUGGUCACUUUAACGUUAGCAAGCAAUACUCAGAUUCUAGAGAUGGUAUCGCAUACCUUAUGGCAGACGUUACAGAUGUUAGCGAAGCUGAUAUUGGAUCUAUCUUUGAUAGAAUUUCAUCGACUAAGCAAAACAUUCUCACUCGUAUUUUGCAUUAAAAUCGGUCUUUCAUAAAUAGAGUCAUAGAUGAUGGAUAUUUACUUUCAACAUACGCAGCUAGCAAUUAGAUAAUUCUGCAACAACUUUUUAGGAUUCAACAGCCAUCUCAUUUUCCUUUUGUUACAAUCAAUUGAUAUAAAUUUGUAUAAGUA